AUGAGACAGGCGGAAAACCGCAAGGGUCGAAUUAUUGGCUACAAAUCAACGCAAAAAUGGCAAAGUGCCAAUGAACUUCCGAUUUUGGGAACAGAUAAUCUGCGCGAAAAGUGUCCAAGAAAUCAAAAGUUUCUUCAAAGGUUAGGAAACGGUCCCUAUGUGAAAGCGAAACCUAAGGGAUGCAUUUCGCACAACAAGCAGAAGAAAAUUCCAAUUGGUCAACAGGAUGAUUUUGGAGAUUAUACGUAA
Messenger RNA from Cylicostephanus goldi, 249 nucleotides. The record is from the annotation of a GenBank genome assembly. Lineage: Eukaryota; Metazoa; Nematoda; Chromadorea; Rhabditida; Strongylidae.